AUGAAAGCGAUCCGCCGGUCGAUAAAAGGCGAGAAAGAUACUCGACAAGUCCACCACACGUCCUUAACGCCCAAGAGCGCCCUUGCCAUAGUCCCCCCCAAGAAGGUUAUCAAAGCGCUCUUCGAUUAUAAUCCAGACCCUAACAAUACGCAAGAGCUAGGCUUCGCAAAAGGCGAUUUCUUUCAUGUUAUCAGCAGGGAAGAUGACCAAAAUUGGUAUGAGGCGUGCAAUCCCUUAAUACCGAGUGCUCGGGGACUGGUUCCAGUGACAUACUUUGAGGUGAUCGGGAAGACAGAAGGAGGCAGACAGAGUGGUGGCUCGGCAACAUCAGGCUCGAGCAAUGUUAUCCUGUCACAUGAUUCGGGAUACGUCGAAAAACCUACCCACACUCGCCAGGAAUCAGCUACAGGACCACGGAAACAUGGCCACAGCAGGAUACCAAGCGUGGGGAAGGGAUCGGGGGCGAUGGUGUACGGAAUCGUGCAGUACGAUUUCAGCGCUGAGAGACCAGACGAGCUGGAAGCAAAAGCAGGGGAAGCCAUCAUUGUAAUUGCCCAGUCGAACCCAGAAUGGUUUGUGGCGAAGCCGAUCGGAAGACUCGGAGGCCCAGGCCUCAUACCGGUAUCGUUCAUCGAGAUAAGGGACAUGUCCACAGGACAAGCUGUGCCAGACGCUCAAGGCGCUGUGACAAGAGCAGGAGUGCCAAAGGUGGAGGAGUGGAAGAAGAUGGCCGCCGACUAUAAGAAUAGUAGCAUUACGCUGGGAAAAUUUGAAACUGCUAACUCAGGGUUGAAAGAUUUGGAGAGGAUGAGCCUUAGCAAUGAAAGCAAUGGUAGCCCUUACGGUCAUCAUCAGAGACAGCCAUCCAGGAGUAACCAGAAUGGCUACGAUAGACGAUCACAACGCUCCGGGCUUGCCCCAACAUCUGCUUCAAUCCCGCGAUACAUUUUCGAGAAUGACAAAUACUGGUACAUAAUUGAAUGCCAAAUGGAAGAUGGGCGACAUUGGGAGCUCUCCCGCAUCUACCAGAAGUUCUAUGAUUUUCAGAUUGCCCUUCUGCAGCAGUUUCCCAACGAGGCGGUCGCUCCACCCGGUGGUAAGAGGGUGUUGCCAUUCAUGCCUGGGCCGGUCACCUAUGUCACAGAUGCAAUCUCGAAUGGCAGGCGAGAGAGUCUUAAUGAGUACGUCAAAGAGCUCCUUGCAUUGCCGCCCUACAUCUCACAAUGCGCUCUUGUGAGGGAAUUGUUCGCCCCUCGUGAGGGUGACCACGAGCUGGACCCUGACAGGGUAACUGAAGAUUACCGGCAUUCGAGUGGGUCGCAACAAUCGUCCUUUACCGGCAGUCUGUCACGGACAGCAUCCAGGCAGUCAUCUCAAGGGCAGAUGAAUGGCGCGAAUGGUUAUGGAGCCAUGGGGCCGCCGCCGCACAAAGGUAGUCACAGAAAUCAGAACUCGAUACCUGCAGCAAAUGGGGUUUCUCCAGGACAGCAGCAUUACCGUAAUCAAUCGGAUUAUCAAUAUCAGAAUACCGUCAAGCCUCAACCCUCUUCUAUCACUCAGGCUUCCGCAAACUCAUCUGGUCCUAACAACUCGACUACCAAUGUCAAUGCAUCCGGCGCACUGAAAAUCAAAGUCAGCUUCGAAAAUGAGAUGAUUGCUAUCAGAGUGCCAAACGAAAUUGGCUAUCUGCAGCUGAAGGAGAAGCUGAGAGAUAGACUGAAGAUUUCAGAUGAUAUUAUCGUACAAUAUAAAGACGAGCCUACGGAAACCUUUUGCGAAAUGCUGAGCGAUCGAGAUUUGGAUGUGGCGCUGAGCAGGAAUCAAAAAUUGACACUAUUCGUUCAAUGUGCAUAA
Letharia columbiana is the source of this 1854-nucleotide messenger RNA. RefSeq lists its product as uncharacterized. The coding region runs from base 1 to 1854 and encodes 617 amino acids. NCBI's taxonomy places the organism in Eukaryota, Fungi, Ascomycota, Lecanoromycetes, Lecanorales, Parmeliaceae. The transcript has 3 exons. Gene Ontology annotation, biological process: conjugation with cellular fusion. Gene Ontology annotation, cellular component: mating projection tip. Gene Ontology annotation, molecular function: protein binding; phosphatidylinositol binding. The record is from RefSeq and is a predicted model, not a curated record.